AUGGAGAAUCUACGAUCAUUUCGGCGCUUACGAGUCUGCAAGCCUACCGCCAACAUUGACAUAAUCGAGUUUAAAGAGCCAGAAGAACCCGGGUUUCCGAUUUCAAGUUCUAUUUCCAUCGAAGAAAAGUUUUCUCUCCUGUCGUGCUUCCUGGUAAGCAAACAUUUCCCGCAGCUUCAUCAAGCCGGUUUGUUGGCAAAAGAGAACAGCAAGUCUUAUAUUCGCUCUCGCGAGGAAAAGGGGGAGCUGCUGCGAGAAGACGACGACGAGAGGGGAAGUUCUAUUUCCAUCGAAGAAAAGUUUUCUCUCCUGUCGUGCUUCCUGGUAAGCAAACAUUUCCCGCAGCUUCAUCAAGCCGGUUUGUUGGCAAAAGAGAACAGCAAGUCUUAUAUUCGCUCUCGCGAGGAAAAGGGGGAGCUGCUGCGAGAAGACGACGACGAGAGGGGAAGCGCAUCCAUGGAAGCCACGGAACCCCAGGUUUCGAACCCUGCAUUCAUUUUGCUCGCUGCUGCGGCUCCACUUGUCCUGAUAUUUGCCGCUGGAACUGCUGUGUGGUGCUUGUGUCGUCGUAAAUCGACGGGUGUGGAAAUCGACCCGGAAAAUUCCGAAGGUGUCAAGGGCAACAUCAGGCGUCUGAGUGUCACAGCACACGGGCAUAAUGACCCUGCUUCCGAGCAGUUCCAGCCCUUCUUGACCAGAAACCUGUCCAAUGAGAGUCAACAAAUAGCGAUGGAGUAUCACCAGCAAAACAACCAGUGCAGUGUCGCGGGUCGACAGGGUUUCGAUCGGGACUCAGUGUCGUCUGACACGUCAGUUCAUUCCAGUAAUGGAGGUCGUCGACAGCAGCAACAGCAACCUCACGGCAACGGCAUCGACAAUUCCGUCGGUCCUGUAUGUCCUGUCGCUACCACAUCCGGUGUGAAAAUUUCAAAAUCCGGCAGAGGACGGUUUGCCCAGCGGGAACUGGUCGUGAAAGUCAACAGUGGCUUUGAUUUACGAACAUGA
Messenger RNA from Notodromas monacha, 1005 nucleotides. NCBI's taxonomy places the organism in Eukaryota, Metazoa, Arthropoda, Ostracoda, Podocopida, Cyprididae. The record is from the annotation of a GenBank genome assembly.